Messenger RNA from Schistosoma curassoni, 1486 nucleotides. The record is from the annotation of a GenBank genome assembly. NCBI's taxonomy places the organism in Eukaryota, Metazoa, Platyhelminthes, Trematoda, Strigeidida, Schistosomatidae.
UAUAUCAGUUUUCUUUAUAAAGAAUAAAGAGGAUUUUUUUUUCUAUAAAUUUUUAUUAAAUAAACUGUCACACAAACACAUACUUAACAUUUUCUCCAGUGCUUGCUACAUUUAUAUUCACUCAAGGUAAAUUUCGUAACAUCACAUGCUACUUAGACUAAUCAAUAUUAUUCAACGCAACUAAGCUUCUAAAUUGGGGACUGUGUAUGAUUUUCAACUUUGUGGGUAUUUAAAAACUACUUGUUUUCUACAUUGAUUUAUUUUAACGGUUGUGUAAGGAUGACUUAAGUUUCUUUUCAGUCUAACGUAAUUGGUUUCAUACAAUAUCUAACAACUGAUCGGUUUGCUAAACCAGACUUUUUCUACUAUUAUGUCUUAGACAUACUUUAUUGAUUGUGUUACAAAUUUACAACAACUAUUUUCGUAAUAAAAUCAGUGUACUGUAACUACUUAAAAUUAGUUGAUAGUGUUGUAUCUAGAUAAAUUAAGUUCGCAAAAUAGUUUUUCAGUCGAGUUACCCAAUCAAGCCGAUAAUUGAAUGCUUUAUAAAAAUGUUAAGUAUAAAUUGCUUAAAUAUAAAAUACCUUAUUUUCAAUGGUGAACAUCAUCUCUCUCUUGUCUUUAUUUAAAGACUUGAAAUUUUUAUUACCCAGAAAAUGCUUAGACUCAUAAUUAUUCAUGUAUACUAUGAAAAUAACGUUAAAUGUGAAGAUGAACGAAUCCACAGUUUAGCUGAAGUCGAACGUAAACGUAUGCAAAAUCUGGAAGCAGAAACUGAACUAAAACAGAUACAUUUAUGUUUAAAGAGAGAACCUAAAUGUCAGACUAAGAAACUGACCAAGAAAACUGUCAAACCAUCCAUAGAUUGGAUGGAAACCCAGAAACCCGGGAUGCAUCCCCCACCCGAUUCAAACAAAUACAAAAAAAUAAAAGAUGAUGAUCUAUUAGCUAAGGCAGAAACCGAUAUUUACAAUCAAACAGAUAAUGAUCCAAAAAACAGAUAUACUGAUGUAAACCACUCAAAUCGGCUAAAAGAAUUAGAUCCAGAUGCAUGCUUACAUUUACCUCUUGGUUUGGUAAGAAAUCCUACUCCAAGAACAAAGAAGUUUUUAUCAUCCGAGACCAAUGAAUCACUUUAUGCUACGGCAAAUCAAAUAGUUUAUUCAUCAUCUGAUGACCAAGCACAGAAACGCUGACAAGGAAAGGGAGCAAUAACUUAAUUCAGUUGAUAGAAUGUUGUUUAAUGAAUAUUUUUCUAAAGAAAACAAUCAAUAUUUACAAGAAGCGUUUUGUUGAUGUUUAUUGUUUCUUCAGCAAUUAUAAAUUUUGAUUACCAUUGUAAAAUUUUCUAUUUUCAAUCAUGUUAUCGGUAAUCAAUUAAGUCAAAAAAAUGUUUAUUUCACUCCAGUUUUAACAUUACUCUGCUUUUUAAUGAUUCAAUAGUUUGUAUUCCAGCAAGUAAAAGUCACAUCAUAAACAGUUUUAA